Triticum turgidum subsp. durum (durum wheat) is the source of this 606-nucleotide messenger RNA. The record is from the annotation of a GenBank genome assembly. NCBI's taxonomy places the organism in Eukaryota, Viridiplantae, Streptophyta, Magnoliopsida, Poales, Poaceae.
AUGGCGCAAACCUCACCUAUUCCCCGCGUCAGCCUCGGCACCCAAGGACUGGAGGUGUCCAAGCUGGGGUUCGGGUGCAUGGGCCUCACAGGCUCCUACAACUCCCCGGUCGAGGACGACGCCGGCGUCGCCGUCAUCACGCACGCCUUCAACCGCGGCGUCACCUUCUUCGACACCUCCGACGUCUACGGGCCCCACGCCAACGAGAUCCUCCUCGGCAAGGCGCUGAAGCAGCUGCCGCGGGAGCAGGUGCAGGUGGCCACCAAGUUUGGGAUUCAGCGGGAUGCCCAGGGCAAGAGCACCAUCUGCGGCCGCCCGGAGUACGUGCGCGCCUGCUGCGAGGCCAGCCUGCACCGCCUCGGCGUCCACCACAUCGACCUCUACUACCAGCACCGCAUCGACACCACCAUCCCCAUCGAGGACACGAUUGGUGAGCUCAAGAAGCUUGUGGAGGAGGGGAAGGUCAAGUACAUUGGGUUAUCGGAGGCGAGCCCGGACACCAUCAGGCGUGCUCACGCCGUGCACCCCAUCUCCGCCGUGCAGAUGGAGUGGUCUCUGUGGGCUCGCGACAUCGAGCCCGAGAUCGUGCCUCUCUGCAGGAGCUAG